GUCACUCACUUCCCAUGUCCAUGCUUCACUCUCCAACGUUAAAAUCUAGCUACAAUGGGCAGUGUGGUUUUGUUUUUAACGCUAACAUUGCUCGCCGUUAGUUCUUCCACCGUUAAGUCCUGCCCGCCGUCAGACCGGGCAGCACUGUUAGCUUUCAAAGCUGCCCUCCACGAGCCUUAUUUGGGCAUCUUCAAUUCAUGGACGGGCAGCGACUGUUGCCACAACUGGUACGGCGUUAGUUGCGACCCGGAAACCCAUCGGGUCGCCGAUAUAAACCUCCGUGGAGAGUCCGAAGACCCGAUUUUCCAACGGGCUCACCGAACCGGGCACAUGACCGGCUAUAUCUCACCAGCUAUUUGCAAGCUCACGCGCCUCUCUUCUUUUACUGUCGCUGAUUGGAAGGGAAUUUCGGGCGAGAUUCCGGAUUGUAUUACGUCGCUUCCUUUUCUCCGAAUCUUGGAUCUUAUCGGAAACAAGAUUUCGGGCGAUAUUCCGGCCGAUAUCGGGAGGCUGACGAGGCUCACUGUUCUCAACGUGGCCGAUAAUCUUAUCUCCGGGAAAAUCCCACCUUCUUUAACGAAUAUCUCCAGCUUGAUGCACUUGGAUCUCCGAAACAACAAACUCUGGGGCGAGAUACCCCGAAAUUUCGGCCAACUCCGAAUGCUGAGCCGGGCUUUACUGAGCCGAAACCAGCUCUCCGGCCAAAUCCCAAGUUCCAUUUCGAAAAUUUACCGUCUUGCAGAUCUGGAUCUCUCUUUGAAUUCAAUCUCCGGUCCGAUACCGGAAUCGCUAGGUCGAAUGUCGGUUCUCGGAAAUUUGAACCUGGAUGGCAAUAAAAUUUCGGGUACCAUACCGGCGAGUUUGCUCAACUCGAGGAUAAGCAACUUAAACUUGAGCAAAAAUGCGAUCCAGGGUCAAAUACCGGACGUUUUCGGACCGAGAUCGUACUUUACAGCGCUGGAUUUAGCGUAUAAUAAUUUGAAGGGUCCGAUACCGAAAUCGAUGAUGUCGGCUUCGUAUGUCGGACACUUGGAUUUGAGCCAUAACCACCUUUGUGGCCCAAUACCUGCCGGGUCUCCGUUCAAUCACCUCGAAGCGUCGUCGUUUGUUUAUAAUGAUUGUCUUUGUGGGAAGCCAUUAAAAGCUUGCUAGAAGAAAAAAAAAAGUGUUUCGGCCGAGAUAGGAUGAGUUUAUCAGUGUCGGUUAAACCGAAAUAUCGUCAUUUGUUUGUAUUAUGUAAGAGUAAAAUUGAUACUCCUAUAUAUUAUGUUUUUAAUUUGUUGAUUAUAGUUGUGUUUAACCUAUAUGUUGCGUUGAGUAAUGAAAAAUUUAAGGUUUCAAAUUUCAUGCACGUAAUUUGCAUGGAUGGAA
Molecule: messenger RNA, 1371 nt
Organism: Quercus robur (English oak)
Lineage: Eukaryota; Viridiplantae; Streptophyta; Magnoliopsida; Fagales; Fagaceae
Product: DNA damage-repair/toleration protein DRT100-like
Exons: 1
Coding region: 55-1152 (365 amino acids)
Molecular function (GO): protein binding
Source: RefSeq, a predicted model, not a curated record